Messenger RNA from Macroventuria anomochaeta, 633 nucleotides. RefSeq lists its product as uncharacterized. NCBI's taxonomy places the organism in Eukaryota, Fungi, Ascomycota, Dothideomycetes, Pleosporales, Didymellaceae. Gene Ontology annotation, biological process: protein phosphorylation. The record is from RefSeq and is a predicted model, not a curated record. The coding region runs from base 49 to 633 and encodes 194 amino acids. The transcript has 2 exons. Gene Ontology annotation, molecular function: protein kinase activity; ATP binding.
GUGUACAUCAAACGCACCCAGAUUCUUGAUCUCGUCGCUGCAAAAGGCAUGUCUGUCAUACAGACUGCGCGUGCGAGCCAAAUCACAGCGCACGAGGCAAGCAUUUGCGAUCGACUGGGCUCACAGCCGCACCCAAACAUAGCCGAAUACUUAGGCGUGCAGGUAAGUGACAAACUCAACUGUGCAGUAGGCCUCGUGUUCAAGAGGUAUGACUGUACGCUCCGUGAGCUAGUCACCCGACGCCAGAAGUUCGAUAUGAGGCUAUGUCUCCAAUUCGUGUUUGUAGCUAUCCAGUACCUCCAUAAGCUCGGUAUCGUGUAUGGCGAUCUCAAGCCGCACAAUAUCUUCGUCAAGCGUGGUGCUAAAGACCACUCUGUCAUUGAAGACUUUGAUAGUGCUCAUGACACGGGCAGUGUGAUCACACUGAAAACUGGAGAUCCUCGUUGGAGCAGACGCAAGAGGGUUGGAGAGGACGUCGCGGAGGAAGAUGAUGACUGGUCUAGGUUUCGAAAGCUGACAGAGUGGUUGGUGGGAGAGAGGGGUGGGGAAACUGGGGGACUACAAGGGUAUUGGGAAGACUCGGAAGACAUAAUAAUCCUCAACACUAGAAAUCGAGUCAUGGAAUAUCUCUAA